Bombina bombina (fire-bellied toad) is the source of this 1810-nucleotide messenger RNA. It is a transcript of the gene SGCE, whose product is annotated as sarcoglycan epsilon. Gene Ontology annotation, cellular component: membrane; sarcoglycan complex. Lineage: Eukaryota; Metazoa; Chordata; Amphibia; Anura; Bombinatoridae. The coding region runs from base 53 to 1318 and encodes 421 amino acids. The transcript has 11 exons. The record is from RefSeq and is a predicted model, not a curated record.
GCCUGUCACAAGCAGAAUAAGGGUGGAUAAAGCAGGAAUUCUGCGGACAGUGAUGGACACAGUGUACGGAAUGAGCCCUGCAGCCCUCAGCACCAGCACCCUGCUGCUCACAGUAUACACUAUUCUAUCAAAGGUACACUCUGACCGGAAUGUUUACCCAUCUUCUGGCGUCCUAUUUGUUCAUGUUCUGGAGAGAGAAUACUAUAAAGGGGAAUUUCCUCCUUAUCCAAAGCCAGGUGAAAUAAGUAAUGAUCCUAUAACAUUUAAUACAAAUUUAAUGGGUUACCCCGACAGACCAGGAUGGCUACGUUACAUUCAGCGGACUCCAUUCAGUGAUGGUGUACUGUAUGGGUCACCAACUUAUGAAAGCGUGGGGAAGCCAACUAUUAUUGAGAUCACUGCUUACAACAGACGCACUUUUGAGACCGCAAGACAUAAUUUAGUCAUCAAUAUUAUGUCAGCAGAAGAUUUCCCACUACCGUACCAAGCAGAAUUCUUCAUUAAAAAUAUGAAUGUUGAGGAAAUGUUGGCUAGUGAAAUUCUAGGAGAUUUUCUUGGAGCAGUGAAAAACAUCUGGCAACCAGAGCGUCUAAAUGCUAUUAAUAUUACUUCAGCACUGGAUCGUGGGGGAAGAGUUCCACUUCCAAUCAACGACAUGAAAGAAGGGGUAUAUGUUAUGGUAGGUGCAGAUGUCCCUUUCUCUUCAUGUUUAAGGGAGGUUGAAAACCCACAAAAUCAGCUUAGAUGCAGUCAAGAGAUGGAACCCGCAAUAAGCUGUGAUAAGAAAUUUCGAGCUCAGUUUCAGAUAGAUUGGUGCAAGAUUUCAUUGGUUGAUAAAACAAAGCAAGUUUCAGUUGCUCAUGAAGUUGUGAGAGGAGAAGGGAUACUACCAGACUUUGGAGAGUACAGGCCGCCAUCGAAUACACUGAAAAGCAGAGAUUAUUAUGUGGACUUUCUGAUAACGCUGGCAGUGCCAUCAGCAGUAGCUGUGGUGCUCUUCGCUAUACUGGGCUACAUCAUGUGCUGUCGAAGAGAAGGAAUGGAAAAGCGAAACAUGCAAACACCAGACAUUCAGCUUGUGCACCACAGUGCUAUCCAGAAAUCUACUAAGGAGCUGCGAGACAUGUCCAAGAACAGAGAAAUAGCGUGGCCUCUCUCAACUCUCCCCGUGUUCCACCCAGUUACUGGGGAAAUGGUGCCGCCGCUGCAUACGGACAACUUUGACAGCACCAAUAUGCCGCUUAUGCAAACCCAGCAGAAUUUGUCACAUCAAACACAAAUACCACAGCAACAGAAUGCAGGUAAAUGGUAUCCCUGAAGAAAGGAAACUGACAGAAGAAAUUAAUUUAUAACCAUCACAAAAUUGGACUAAAACAUAUUUUUUUGUAUUCCUGGAGUUCCGCAGCAGUCGCACAGCAGUGUAUUUUUGCAUGAUACAUAAUGUUUCAAUAACAGAAAGUAAUGACAUUUUCAUUUAAUGUCAAACUCUUCUAAUGUGUACUUUAAUAUUUUUUAUGAACUUGAAUGAUUUUGGUUUUUAUUUUUAUAAUUCUUACUGAAAGAAAAAACUAUGCAGCGACAGUGCUGAGCAGAUGUGCUACAGAAAACAAUAAUUGUACUAACUCGAGGAACCAAGAAGAUUAUUGUGAUUUGUCAAAAUGAUAAUGUACCCAAACUAUUCUAUAUGAAGGCUCUGUACCCAAUAAUACUAUACAACACAAAAACAGUAAGUACAGUUUCCUCCUGUGCAUAAGUAACUGGGUUUGUUAUUUCUUUUGCAUUUAAAUCAAUAAAAUAAUUUCCCACUUCA